Messenger RNA from Hordeum vulgare subsp. vulgare (domesticated barley), 1096 nucleotides. RefSeq names its product 50S ribosomal protein L3, chloroplastic. NCBI's taxonomy places the organism in Eukaryota, Viridiplantae, Streptophyta, Magnoliopsida, Poales, Poaceae. Gene Ontology annotation, molecular function: structural constituent of ribosome. Gene Ontology annotation, cellular component: ribosome; chloroplast envelope. Gene Ontology annotation, biological process: translation. Bases 111 to 905 code for a protein of 264 amino acids. The transcript has 2 exons. The record is from RefSeq and is a predicted model, not a curated record.
AGGUAGCCGGAAACCCCUAUCCGCACCGCAUAAAUCCCAAACCAAAAACAUCACCGGCAGCAGCAGAGUGAGCGCCUCCGUUGCACUAAUCUCGCUCGAAUACAGCAGCCAUGGCCAUGGCGGCCGCGAGCAUCGGCGGCGCACUGGGCUUCCUCGCCCCGCGCCGUCGCGGCGUGUCCUUCGCGGCGGCGGUAGGCCGGAGGAGGCCGUCUCUGGCGGUUGUGCGGGCGGCGUCCUACGAGGCGGGCGUCGGGGUGAUGGCGACCAAGGUGGGGAUGAUGACCUACUUCGACCCGGCCAACGGGAAGCCGGUGCCGGUGACGGUGGUCGGGUUCCGGGAGGGGGGCAACGUGGUGACGCAGGUGAAGACCGCGGCCACCGACGGCUACGACGCCGUGCAGGUCGGGUACCACGGCGUGCGCGAGGACAAGCUCACCCGCCCGGAGCUGGGCCACCUCGGCAAGGCUAGCGCGCCGCCGCUGCGCCACCUGCAGGAAUUCCGGCUGGUGGCCGUCGACGCCUUCGACCCUGGCCAGGAGCUCGAGUUCAACGAGCUCUUCAAGGAGGGCGACCUCGUCGACGUCUCCGCCAAAUCCAUCGGAAAGGGAUUCCAAGGUGGAAUCAAGAGGCACAACUUCAAGCGUGGUCUGAUGACUCACGGUUCCAAGAGCCACAGAGCCCUAGGUUCGAUCGGUGCUGGGACAACCCCAGGGCGGGUGUACAAGGGGAAGAAGAUGCCCGGGAGGAUGGGCGGAACCAAGACCAAGAUCAGGAAGCUCAAGAUCGUCAGGAUCGACAAUGAUCUCAAAGUUGUGAUGAUCAAGGGGGCCAUUCCUGGGAAGCAGGGGAACCUUCUCCGCAUCACGCCCGCGAAGAUUGUCGGCAAGAACAUCCCCAAGAGCUAGACCUGUGCUGCGUUUCAUCUUGUAAGAGUUUGUUUUGUUUCCUUUCUGUUGUAUUCCCAGGUCCAGGUUUUCUAUACAUGCUCAGUUUGCUAAAGCUAAUCUUUGGAUCCAAGUGCGUCGUCCUCCAUGUUGUCAACCACUUCUUCACCUUCUUUUGGACUCAAAAAAACAAAGCCAGCAGAUUCUCUCUA